This is a messenger RNA of Nannizzia gypsea CBS 118893, 1785 nucleotides long. RefSeq names its product SWR1-complex protein 4. NCBI's taxonomy places the organism in Eukaryota, Fungi, Ascomycota, Eurotiomycetes, Onygenales, Arthrodermataceae. Gene Ontology annotation, cellular component: Swr1 complex; NuA4 histone acetyltransferase complex. The record is from RefSeq and is a predicted model, not a curated record. The transcript has 3 exons. Bases 1 to 1785 code for a protein of 594 amino acids. Gene Ontology annotation, molecular function: transcription corepressor activity. Gene Ontology annotation, biological process: DNA repair; negative regulation of transcription by RNA polymerase II; chromatin remodeling.
AUGGCGGCCGCAGAUGUUCGUGACAUGCUGGAUUUGCCUGCGGACGGGCAACCCAGGCCAGCAAAAAAGCAGAAAGUCGUGGAGAAGCGACCUGAGGGCAUUACUAGAGAGCUCUAUGCUUUACUCGGGGAACGCGCACCUCCUAUUGCCUUGAAUGAGAACAAAUAUAAAGGACGGCGGAAAUGGAUGAGCAAGCUCAAAGUGAGGCCAUGGGCUGUUACUCCGUUCAAGAACGCCGCUCGAAACGACGACCUUGUCCUUAAUCACUGGCAGCGGAAACCCGUAGCCAGAAACCCGCCACCAAACGCAGGAUCUGGACAAGAGAACGCCACAGACAAAGCAGUGGAGGACACCUCUAUAGAAAAUGAAGAAACAUCUGCCUUUGCGAAAUAUAAUGUCAAAGCUCAGCACCCCCGAAGAUAUACGUCAGAGGAAUACGACAAACUUUUGAAAAGCGAUAUUUGGAGUCGCGAAGAAACAGACUACCUUAUGGACCUCGUCGAAGAGUUUGACCUGAGGUGGAUAAUAAUUGCAGACCGAUAUGAAUACUCACCCAAUAUCGGGACAGCGGCGGAUGGAAGUUCCUCAACGGCACUCGUUGCGCCAACAAAACGUCGAACAAUGGAAGAAAUGAAAUCGCGGUAUUAUAACAUUGCAGCUCACAUGCUAGCUAUUGAGCAUCCACUAUCCGAGAUGUCAGAAGCGGAGUUUGAAAUACACGAAAAGAUGAUGAAAUUUAACCCCGAACGAGAGAGGACGAGAAAGGAGCUGGCCAACACUCAGUUGAAUAGGACUAAGGAAGAGGUCACCGAAGAAGCUCUACUGCUCGAAGAAUUGAAGAGAAUUGUUGCCAACGAAAGCCAGUUUAUAGACGAGCGGAAGGAAUUAUACGCCCGGCUGGAAGCUCCAGUCAGCACCGGCAAUACCGCCAUGUACCAAACCAGCCAGGGCUUGUCACAAUUACUACAAUCCCUUCUACAAGCGGACAGGAACAAGAAGCGUCGCCCACUUCUUGGCCCGGAUACCGGUGUAUCAAGUCCGGUAGGAAACGCUCCUUCAGGUGGACCGUCAGCCCGAGAAAGCAGGCCGGAAACCCCUGCUCCAACGCCAACUGCUCCGACAAACAACAAGAAGGGAGCCUCAGCAAACGCGGCAGCCCAGCCUACGAUCCGAACUCUCACGGCGAGUGAAGAAGUGAAAUACGGCGUCUCACACCACGACCGCUUAACGUCCGGUGUACAAUUCCGAAACGAUAAAGCCCAAAAACUCACACAGGCCAAAUCUAAUAUCCAGUCGCAGAAACUUGCUGCUGCGUUAACAGAACUAGAUAUACCGCCCCGCCUCUUCAUGCCGACGGAGAGGGUCUGCAAGGAAUUUGAGAAACUGAUCCACCAAGUUAACUUGUUGCUUGAUACACGCAAGUUUGCCGAGAAGGUAGAAGGAGAAAUCCGAGUUUUGGAGGCCGGUAAGGCGGAAAGAGAGAGAAAGGAGAACGAGAAAGCCAGUGCCUCUGCGGAGGGCGACGAAGGUGCCGAGGAUGCUCCGGCCACGGCGAAUACUUCGGAUCCGGCUGCGACUUCGGGUACUAAAGAAGGAGCCGAAGCUGAAGCUAAAAGUGCAUCUCCUGGUCCUGCAAAGGCUGCCUCAGCUAAGGCGGGAAAGGUUACUGAUGGAGCAGAUGCGGCGGCAGGCUCGCCCAUGAAGGGGUCCGGAGCUACACAUAAGCGAAGCGCCAGUGUUCUCAGCGUGGUUAGUGAUAAAAGCACCAAGAAGCAGAAGCGAUAA